GAUUAAUCCAACAGAUGAACCACCCAUAUCUUGUUCUUUGCCUGUCAACAACUGUGCUGUAGUCUGCUGCUUACCAAAAGCACCAGCAAGAAUAGCAGUAAUGCACAAAGAUGGCAUGUCAGUUGAAAUGAACAUCACAGUGUUUGAUCUAGCAGUCAAGAAGUCAAAAUAUAAAACGGAAGUUCUAGCUCAACAGAUUGCAAGUUUCACAUUACCAGGAGGAACCCGGACCACAGCAAUUCUCAUGGAAGGGCAUGGAACAGAAACAAUUCUUCUAGGAUGUGGAUCAGAAUUGAAACUCUAUUCUAUCUUCGGGACUCAAUUAGAAGUUUUCCAGGACCACAAGAAUACAAUCACUUCUAUAUGGGUGGAUUCUUUUCGUGUUGUCACAUCAUCUAUGGAUCUCUCACUACGUGUGUACACCUGGAAAAAAGUAAACAAAAUCUCUUCGCUGACAGGUCGCUAUCACUUACUAGGGGGAUCCCACAGAUGGUCAAGGGGCUUUACAGAAGUGGCAUGUGACAAUAUCAGCAUUGUAGGUGUGGUGGCGGAAAGUGAUGGAAAAAGUAUUUUAAGAGCAUAUUCCUUUAACUUGUGAAUACAGAAACAUUUAAUGAUCCAUCAUUUUAGCUACAUUUUGUGUGUUCCUUUGCAAAGCUUUACGCAAUUAAGCAUACAGCACUCUGUCAUCAUAAAACUUUUAAAGUAAUGAUAAACAGCAGGAUAUAUGCGGUUUACUAGAGGUCCUAACCUGUAUUUUAGCUCAUCUAAUAAAAAUAUUCCUUUAAAAUACACUUAAUUUCAGUAAGGCCACCACUAUUAAUAUUGCUUUUAGAAUGCUUUAAGUAACCCUCGGCUUUCUAUUAUGUAAGUUAAGUUGCUCUUAUCCUCAAUAAAGAGUCAUACAACAGUUUAAAAUUUAUUGGAUCUGCAAAUAAAAAUACAUUAGUCACAUGGAAUAUACACAAUACAUGCUGAAAUUUAAAAAAAUACAGGAAUGAAACAAUCCUUGUACCUAGUUCUGUCAAUACAGUAUGGUUCAGUGCAACUCUUCUGGCAUGAUAUUUUAUCCAGUAGCAUACUACUAUAUUUUUAAAAGAUGUUUAUAAAAUAUAAGCACUGACUGCCUUUAAAUAACAUAGCAGGGGACAUCUUUUCCACACAUGCAAGAUGUAGACCUGCGUGCAGUUCUGCAAAAGUUACAGUAUGCUGUGCAAUGUAGAUUUAUAGAUGUAGUUUAAAAUCAUGGAACAGUUUGUACCAUCAUAUCUACAGGAAAGGACCACUAUACUUCCUGUGAUUGUCAGCAUUAAUUAUUUUUAAGCUGUUUCAAUCCUCCCUUUAAUACCCCACAUAUCCACGAUGAAUAAAAAAUAAAACUUUAGAACUCAA
Messenger RNA from Pelodiscus sinensis (Chinese soft-shelled turtle), 1392 nucleotides. NCBI's taxonomy places the organism in Eukaryota, Metazoa, Chordata, Testudines, Trionychidae. The record is from RefSeq and is a predicted model, not a curated record.